Molecule: messenger RNA, 1520 nt
Organism: Brassica napus (rape)
Lineage: Eukaryota; Viridiplantae; Streptophyta; Magnoliopsida; Brassicales; Brassicaceae
Exons: 5
Coding region: 217-1443 (408 amino acids)
Molecular function (GO): DNA-binding transcription factor activity; DNA binding
Source: RefSeq, a predicted model, not a curated record
UCAAUAUAUAGUAGAGUUAGAGAACAGAGAGGGAAAAGGAAUGAUGGAUACAAACAUCCAAAAAGUCAUACAUACAAACCUUCAAAAGUCUUCACCAUAAAUUCCGAACACAUAUAUGUGUUAGUGUGUGAUCUUUGAUUGAACUUUGUCCAGAGACCAAAAAGGUUCAGACCCCAAAACAAAUACAAGAAAACAGCCAAAAAGCUAGAGACCAAGAUGAGAUCAAGCAGCCAAAGUUCUGAAAACUCCAAGACUUGUCCAUCUAACAAUUUCAAAGAAACUACCAAGAAAGAAGACAACAAAGAUGAUGAGAACAAGGAUGAAGAAGCGAGAUCAGUAGAUCAGAUCCCAUCGAACAAUAGCUAUGUGGAAGAGAGUGGGAGUCACCAUCAUAAUAAUGAUCAGAUCAAGAAAAAUGGUGGAUCUGUGAGGCCGUACAACCGCUCAAAGACUCCAAGGUUGAGAUGGACACCUGAGCUCCAUCUCCGCUUCCUUCAAGCUGUGGAGAAAUUUGGUGGACCAGAUACAGGAGCAACACCGAAGCUUGUUCUUCAAUUGAUGAACGUCAAGGGGCUAUGUAUUGCUCAUGUUAAGAGCCAUCUUCAGAUGUACAGAAGCAAGAAGACUGAUGACCCAAAUCAAGGAAAUCAAGGAUUUUCGUUUGAGCACGGAGCUGGUUACACUUACAACCUUGGCCAACUUCCAAUGCUACAAAGUUUUGACCAAAGGCCUUCUACUAGUUUAGGAUACGAUGGCGGUUCAUGGACGGACCGUAGACGCCAGGUCUACCGUAGCCCUUGGAGAGGCUUAACAGCACGAAACAGUACAAGAACAAGACCCACACUGUUUAGCUCACAGUCUGGCGAGAGAUUUCGUGGAGUUAGUAAUAGUAUUCUUGAUGAUAAGAAUAAAGCUAUUUCGUUUCGAAUCAAUUCUCAUGAAGCUGCCCAAGCGAGCAAUGGAGUAGGUGAAUCAGUUCCAAGUAUUCAUCGAAGCUUUCUUGAAGGUACGAAAACGUUAGAUAAAUCAUGGGGACAAAGCCUCUCCUCCAAUCCUAAUUAUUCGACCGCAUCAGGGCCACAAGAUCAUAUUGCUACCACCUUAAGUUCUAAUCAAAGGGAAAAUCCUAGAGUGGCAGAAGAAACGGAGAAUGUUUUGAAGAGGAAAAGAUUGUUACUGUCUGAUGAUUGCAACAAGUCGGUCCAAGAUUUGGAUCUAAGCUUGUCCCUUAAGGUACAUCGGACUCACAACAACCUUGGAGACUGCUUGUUAGAAGAUGAAGAAAAAAAACUUGAUGAUCAUGAAGAUAUCAAGGGUUUGUCUCUUUCAUUAGCUUCGUCGAGUUCAUCAAAACUCGGUCGAGACAUUAGGAAAGAAGUUCAAAAUGAUACUAAAAAAAGAAAGAUUUCGGUCUUGGCGAGUCCCCUUGAUCUUACUUUAUGAAUACUAGAAGUUUUACCGCGCUACGCGCGGUUUGUUGUUUAUAAAAUUUAUAUAUAUUUUAAAUUUAAACUUAAAUA